AUGGAGAAAUUAGAAAUUAUGAUAAAGCUUGCUUCAGACCGAAAUAUAGACCGGGUUUUAUUGGAAUUUAAGGAAUAUGCUACUGAAGUUAAUGUAGAUUUUGAUAGAAAGGUUGUUCGUGCAAUUGGCCGUUGCGCCAUCAAAUUAGAGAGAGCAGCUCAGAGAUGCAUUAGUGUAUUGCUUGAGUUGAUCAAGAUAAAAGUAAAUUAUGUGGUUCAAGGGGCAAUCAUUGUUAUCAAAGACAUAUUUAGACGAUACCCCAACACAUAUGAGUCCAUAAUUGCAACUCUUUGUGAGAGCUUAGACACAUUGGAUGAUCCCGAAGCUAAGGCAUCAAUGAUCUGGAUAAUUGGUGAAUACGCGGAAAGAAUUGACAAUGUUGACGAGCUUCUUGAAAGUUUCUUGGAAUGUUUCCCUGAAGAACCUGCACUUGUCCAACUACAAUUGCUGACUGCUACUGUCAAACUUUUCCUUAAGAACCCAACUGAGGGCCCACAACAGAUGAAUCAGGUUGUUUUGAACAAUGCCACUAUGGAGACAAAUAAUCCCGAUUUGCGAGUUCGUGCAUACAUAUAUUGGCGUCUCCUCUCAACUGACCUAGAGGAAGCUAAGGAUGUUGUGUUAGCUGAGAAGCCUGUGAUAAAUGAUGACUCUAACAACCUUGAUCCUUCUCUACUUGACGAGCUUCUUGUCAAUAUUGCUACAUUAUCUUCUGUUUAUCACAAGCCCCCGGAAGCAUUUGUAACCCGCACACAUUCAUCGGCCCAGAAAACUGAAGAUGAUGACUAUCCUGAUGUAAGUGAAUCUGAGUCAUCUGUAAAUCUUGCUAAUGGUCCUGGGUCACCACCUACUUCCAUCUAUACAAUACCUUAUCCUCAAAAUCAGCAACCAGUUCAGAAGUAUCCUAUUCCUCAACCUCAAGUUCAUCUACAAAUGCAACCUAAUGCUCCAGUUCAACAUCCUUCUCAGCCUCAGAUGCAAUCUCACCUUCCCAUGCCUCUUAAUGUACACGCUCAAGGGCAAAAUACAAUGUCACGUGCAGUUACAGGUCAUCACUCUUAUCCCCAACCUCUGCCUCAUCAGAAUAUGGAAGUGGGAGCCCCUCAAUCUAACAUGCACUUGAAUCCUCAAAAUGGGCAGCUCUAG
Molecule: messenger RNA, 1146 nt
Organism: Vicia faba (fava bean)
Lineage: Eukaryota; Viridiplantae; Streptophyta; Magnoliopsida; Fabales; Fabaceae
Source: the annotation of a GenBank genome assembly